UUUCGGUAUAUUUCUGAGGGUCAGAAAGUAUAUUUGAUCGAGGAGCCCGCGGUCACACUGCCUAGAACUCGUACAAAGAAAAUAGAAAUCAAAAAAAUAAUAAUGAAGUGAUUUGACGUCGAAAAACGCAGCAAAUACAAUUGUUGGCGCAACUUAAGUGCUGUGCCUAGGCAAUUAGUGCUACGCAUGCAACGCAGGACAGUUGGAACCAAUAUUAAAACGAAAGACAAACUCGAGCGCAUCGCAAUAGGAGCGAGGUAUUUUGCUGGCUGACAAGAAAAAGACACACACCAUUGAGUCACUGGCGGAUAGCAAACAAAUCGUGCCCAAAAUGAGCUGUAAGGUGCGAUUGAUGGAGGACGGCUCACUGGACGAGGAGCCGCUGACACUGAAGGAGAUUGCCUACCAGAAGCUGUGCAACAAUCUGGACAUCAUCAGCAGCUGUCGGCCGGACAACAAUCAACGUCUGCUGAAUGCCGGCAUUGUGCUGCCCAAUGAGAUAUGCGAUGGCUUUCUGGAGAACUAUCAGAGGUUCAACAGGCCCCUGGACGAUAAUGUCAUAAAACUAUUCGAAGACACACAGCGCACAUCGCUGAAGAUUGUUAAUCUACGCAACAGCACACUCAGCAGCAGGGGAUUGGAGACUCUGAUGCGCCACAAACUGUUUGCCCUGUCCAUGUGGUAUUGCGACAUGAUCACCGUGAACUCGCAUCACCUGCUGGCCCACUAUGGCGACAGCUUGCGCUCCUUGGAGCUGGGCAUUAGCUCCCAUCUGCUGCAGUAUGCCGAGCCGAAUGAGAAGGAGCCGGUGGACUUUCAGCUGACAUGUCCGCAUCUGCGGCGUCUCGUCCUCAACGGCGUGGUGAUGCACCAUCGUCUGCAGUUCGCCCAUCUGCAUGACCUGGGGCAUCUGGACCUCACCUCCUGUGUGCUGGCAAACUUCAGCUUGGAGGCGUUGGUGAUGCUACCGAACCUCCACACCCUGAUCCUGUUCAAUGUGUGGCCGAUCGCCAAUCAACUGCAUGCCAUCUGCUGCCUGCGGCGCCUGUGCACGCUCGACAUCUCCAUAUCCAGCUCGGGUAAUGGCCACGGCACUUACGAUCUGCCCGAUCAGACGCUGGAAAUGCUAAUGGAUAAUCUGCGCCAUCUGACACACCUGGAUAUCUCAGGCACGAAUUUAGCCGGCAACGGGGUGGCCACCAAGGAGUCCACGAAUGCCAAUGCCAAUACGAAAAUGGAACAGCAGCACUUUGCCCUCACGGACAUACCAGGCCUGGCGUCCCGCACCCAACGACCGCUGCAGUUCCUCGGGCUCUACCAUACGGCCCACUGGGCAUGCAAGCGCCACGAUAUACCCGCACUCGAGGUGGCUGGCGAUACCAAUGAGCAGCAAAUACUAACAGCAGCUCGUUACUACCACGACAGACCCGUCCUCCUGACAAGGGUACUCAACGAUCUGUACCAUCUGUUUCGAUUUGAGAACUGCAAGGACAUACACACAGCACUGGAUGCUGUGCUCUCAGCCAUGGAUCGGCAUCUAAAGUUCAAGCACAUGCAAAUCUCUGGGAGUGCCACACUAUUCUACAUCGUUAAGGGCAGGGAGCGCUCAAAGUUUGGCACUUUGCUGCGCAACCACAUCAUACGCACGCUGCUCAAUGGCAUGGAAAUGCAUCACACGGACGAUACAAUGCUGCGGAAUGGAUAUCUGACUCUUACACAGUUCCACAUGCCAGCCGAUGUGCUGUUUGAGUACGAACGUCUGAUUAAGAUACUGCUGCACGGGGUGUCGGAGACAGAGCAGGAGGGAUUCGUUCAGCGUAUUGCCAUCUAUUUGCUGAACACUCUGGCCUGCCAGGUGGAUGGACGACAGAAGCUCUUCCUGGGCGAAUUGGGUGUAGUUAAUACCAUGCUGACGCUGAUCAAGGAUCGCCUCACUCGCUCCGUAUUCGAUGAUGUCAUGGAGGUGGCCUGGUCCACCAUGUGGAAUGUAACCGAUGAGACUGCUAUUAAUUGUAAGAGAUUCCUCGAUGGACGCGGCAUGGAGUAUUUCCUUAAAUGUUUACACACCUUUCCCGAUCGCGAUGAGCUGCUGCGUAACAUGAUGGGGCUGCUGGGCAAUGUGGCAGAGGUCAAAUGGCUGCGCCCCAAGCUGAUGACACAGGAAUUCAUAGAGGUGUUCGCCCGUCUGCUGGACUCCUUGAGUGAUGGCAUCGAGGUGGGUCGAGCGAAUGCGAUUGCGAGACGAGGGCGACUAGAGAAUGGUAAUGUUAACCGUGCUAACCUGCGCUUCCAGGUCAGCUACAAUGCGGCUGGUGUGCUCGCGCACAUUGCAUCCGAUGGGGCCAAUGCCUGGACCAUCAAAUCGCCCAGCCGGGAGCAUGUGCUGCAACGCAUGGUGGCAGCCAUUGAACGAUGGAAUAUCAAGAGUGAACGGAAUAUCAACUAUCGCAGCUUUGAGCCCAUACUCAGUCUGGUGCGCUGCUAUGAGACGCCGCAAUGCCAGCACUGGGCCGUCUGGGCAUUGGCAAAUCUGACACAGGUUUAUCCCGAGAAAUAUUGCCAGCUGGUGGAGCAGGAGAAUGGCAUACAGAUCCUGAACGAGCUGAUCGAGCAUGAGAGCCCCUACUGUGAGAUCAAGCGCAUUGCCCGUUUGGUCAUCGAACAGUGCGAUUCGGGGUCGGGAUCAGAGCGUAUGGUCGAGGGCUGAGCCAGCGCUCCAACAUCAACACCAACAACACCAACAACAACAACAGCAACAACAACAACAACAACAACAACAAGAACAGCAACAACAACUGCAACUCCAUCUAAAUAAUUAAAUAUUAGAAGAAUACAUCGCGAUAUGAUAUGAUAUGAUUAAUUGAUUGAUCUAUAUCUAUAUCUGUGUCUGUAACUGUAACUGUAACUGUAGGACUUUGAGUUUUUGUUGUACAAUUUUUGUACAAUUUGAAUAGGCUUUCUCUUUUGUCCUUUCUCCUUAUCCCUCUCUGUUUCGUACUUCGUAUUUCGUAGUUAAGUGAAAACGUGUUAUAUUGUUCAAGAGAUUCUUACCCCGACUUUUAAUGUAUAAUUCGAGUGCGAAGAGAAGAUAAUGAUGCCCCGAUGAAGGGCAGCCGGAAGACGACAGCAAAUAAGCAUAAUAUCCCCCGAUACAUAUACAAUUCAUAGACUACUAUACACAUAACAUAACAUAUAUAUAUAUAUAUAUAUCUGAUAUAUAAAUUGUUGUAAGGCAAGCAAGAUUAUUUUAGGCCCCAUCGUGAGGAAUGUACAUAUUGUUAAAAACCGAGAAAACGUAAGAGGAUCGUAGGAGGAACGUACGAAACGUAGCAAAAGAAAAGGCAAAAGCAUGAGGCAGCUCCAGAUUAAAGAAACAAAAUCCUUAAACUGUAAUCCGAGUCUUUCUUUGUCUUUAAGCUGUAUUUAAAGGAAAACAAAAACAAAAACAUACAUACUUAUAUAGGUACAUAUGUAUAUCUGUUCGAUUCUGUUCCUAGAUUUUCGUUUAUUCCGAUGCUUCCUUCCUGAUUUCGUUAUUGCAUCCGUUCUGCAUGGAAUACGAUAUUUGAUAUGUUUUCUAUAUUAAGUAGAUCCCUAGAACAUAAGUCUAUAAGUAAUGACUGUAAAUAAUUGCGUGUAACAAUUUUUUUUAUAGUUUUUUUUUCCCCCCCUCCUUGGCAUAAAUAAUAUUUAUAACAUUGUAUGUUAUCAUUAGUUACACCUUAAA
Molecule: messenger RNA, 3727 nt
Organism: Drosophila pseudoobscura
Lineage: Eukaryota; Metazoa; Arthropoda; Insecta; Diptera; Drosophilidae
Product: protein zer-1 homolog
Exons: 9
Coding region: 332-2707 (791 amino acids)
Cellular component (GO): Cul2-RING ubiquitin ligase complex
Molecular function (GO): protein binding
Source: RefSeq, a predicted model, not a curated record